Momordica charantia (bitter melon) is the source of this 1952-nucleotide messenger RNA. The record is from RefSeq and is a predicted model, not a curated record. NCBI's taxonomy places the organism in Eukaryota, Viridiplantae, Streptophyta, Magnoliopsida, Cucurbitales, Cucurbitaceae.
AGGAAAAAAAAAAAAAGUUCCCAAUUCAGUUACCUCCCUCUUAUCUUCCACACAGGGGAGCAGUUCAAUUUUCAGAGAAGCUGAAAUGGCUGCUAAUUAAGCUUAAGGAGCCGCUCCAUUUUGCAGGCGGGCCUCCUCCAUCACCAUCCUUCAGCUCAAGUUACUUUUUUGAAACUGCCCCAAAUGAGAUCGGCGACAUUUCCAAGGACCCAUUGCCCCAACUUCUUGCUUCCCAUUCAUGGCUUCAGCUCUUCGACUACGAAGAACUCGAUCCCUUUUGCCGCGCCCUUUAAAUUUAAACCCACUUUCUUGAAAUUUCAAGCGAAACCGGCCCGGUUGGUUGUAUUUUGUUAUCGGGAUUCCGAGAAAUCUGCCCGGUAUGAAGAAUCCGGUGAUCGUGACUCGGAAGCUGUGGGGGUCGAACAUUCGAAUGGGCCUUUCAUGGAGGAGAAUACAGAGCAAAACCAAUGGAGCCUGGAAGUGGGAAGCCCUAGUGUUGGAUUUCGGCCUCUGGCCAAAUUGAGCUUCAGCGAUAAGGCUUUUCUUCUCUUGACAUUCAUCGCGUUAACGACUUCGGUGGCAUUUACAAGCCUUGUCAUUGCGGCUGUGCCAACGCUUUAUGCAAUGCGCAGAGCUGCUAUUUCACUUUCAAAGCUAGCUGACACAGCUCGUGAAGAACUUCCUGGUACCAUGGCUGCCAUUAGACUUUCAGGCAUGGAAAUCAGCGAUCUCACUCUUGAACUAAGUGAUCUAAGUCAAGAAAUAGCUGAUGGGGUAAACAAAUCUGCCCAGGCUGUCCAAGCAGCAGAAGCUGGAAUUCGACAGAUCGGUGCAAUUGCGCACCAACAAACUAUGUCUUUCUUACUUCUGGGCUAUUACAUCUUUAUUAAUAAAUGCUGCUCUAACUGGCACCAGUUUAGUCUGCUGAGGAGAUUUUCUAGUUUCCAUACCCAACAGCAUGAAGAUCCUUUCAUAGCUCUAUCUCCAACAAUGUGGAAUCGCGGGCUCGAAGAGUCGAUGAUUCGCGAAAUCCCAGCUUUUCAAUUCGAAAGAGAUGGUGGAGGUAGAGGUAUCUAUGGCUGUGUGGUUUGUCUGAGCGAGUUUCAAGACGAUGAAAUGCUAAGAGUCCUACCAAAAUGCAGCCACACAUUUCACUUGGACUGCAUUGAUAUCUGGCUCCAAAGCAACUCCAAUUGCCCUCUUUGCAGAACAAGCAUUUCAGGCACAACAAAGCCUCCCAUUGAUCAUAUUGUGGCUCCAAGCUCUUCCCCUCAAAACUCACAGCUUCUCUCCAACAGCCUAAUGGGCAGUGAUGAAGAUUUUGUAGUCAUUGAAUUGGGGGGUGAAGAUGAAGUAGUUUCCUCAGCAGGGCAACAAGAGAGGACUGUUUCAAGAGAAGUACUAGUUCAGCAGCAGCCCAGAAAUCAUUCGCCGAAAAAAUUCGAGAACAAAGUCGGCAAAUCGAAGACUCGGAAGUGUCACCAUGUCUCAAUAAUGGGAGAUGAGGGCAUCAAUGUUAGAGAGAAAGAUGAUCAGUUCUUCAUCCAGCCCAUUAGAAGAUCAUUUUCCAUGGAUUCUGCAGCCGAUCAGCAGCUUUACUUAACCGUUCAAAUGAUAAUUCAUCAAGGUAGCCAAAUUACCGAGUCUAGUAGUACUACUGCAGAAAGUGAUAGCAGAAACCGAAGAUCUUUCUUACCAUUUCGAUCGGGACGAGGAUUCAAAAAUGCAAUUCUUCCACUUGAGUCUGAUUUGUGAAUAUCCCAUGAUUGAUUGAUUUCAUUCAGAUUUAGUUUCUGUUUGCUUUUGAUUUCAGAAGGCGGUGAAAAAUUUAAACAGGUGAAUGAGGUAUUACACACAAAGACAGAUGGUGCUUAUUUGUAACUUUUUUUAAUGAAAUUUUACUCAGUAUUGGAAAAGAGAUGAAAAAAUGGAACUUGCUGAAACUUGGCAUG